AGAUAUAUAUGUUUUUAGCCUACGUACAUGUAGAGCUGAUAUAACAGAACCGCAUCUGUUUACACAAACUACUUCUAAUUGAAAUGUUCUGUAAAAUCGCAACUUCCUGAUCUCACCUGGCGUUCUGGCCAUUUACAAAGGCUGCACCAGGUGUGGGCGUGGCUAAAUGCCGUGGGUGUGGAUGGAAAGGGUCAGUUUCAAGGUGUACAAUUGUUGACUGAAACAAACACCUCAGCCACGACAACCACAAAGGUUUCACACCUUUUAACCACAGGAUUUGAGUCAUUGAAGGAAUUUACCAAAGGGACAGUUGCUACUUUUGAUCAACAUUUUAAAUAAAUCUCCCUCACGCGUUGAUUUGAAACUUCUUGGACCCCAGGGAGGGAGAACUCAAGUCCCGUGCAUUUAAAGUCUCUCAAUCGUUUUGAUUGAUCGAACUGUCUACCAACUGGAUUUAACGCUGAAAUAAGUGAAGAAAAUGAAUUCCGCAAGAUUUGAAUACGAGGGGCAGAACGGGCGGCAUGAGCAGGUCACCUUCCUGGAUAACAAAGAGAAGAUGGCAUCGAAGAAGAAGACUGGAGUGAUAGUGGGAGUCCUCAUCGCUCUGCUUGUCUUGGCAGCCGUGGCAGGAAUCCUCAUCUGGCUCUUUGUUAUCAAAGGCAAGGAGUCGGCGGCCACCAUAAGUAUGAAGCGUGUCCCAGCUCAGCGGGUGUAUAGCGGGCACAUGAAACUGGACAACGUGCCCUACAACCAGAAUCUGGAGGACCCCACCAGCACAGAGUUCCAAAAGCUGGCAGACGACCUGGAAGAGAUACUUAAGAUUAACUACAAACAAGUUGAGUUCCUCUCCAAGUACUACACCACAUCUGUGGUGACCGCCUUCAGUGAGGGGGUGCUGGCCUACUACUGGACCCAGUUUGACAUCCCGGCAACGGACCUGGAGAUGCUGCCAGAGUUCUCUGAGGAGCGGGUCCUGGAGGUACUGUGGAAUGGCAUCAGGGAGCAGGGCAAACGCUCCGGCCAGAGCCUCCGCAUCAGCCAAGUCACUGCCUCACGCACAGACCCCAGGAUGGCCCGGAACCCCAGAGCCGAUUACGAGUGUUUCUUCCGGUUGGAGGCUGACACCUUAGUUCAGAGCUUCCAGUCUCCAGGCUUCCCAGAUCAGUACCCGGCCCAGUCCCGCUGCCAGUGGCAGAUCAGAGCCCCAGAACAGAACGCCAUCUCAGUCCGCUUCUCCCACUUUCACAUAGAGGACGACUGCUCCGAUGACUUUGUGUCCAUCUACGACUCCCUCAGCCCGGAUGAGUCCCAGGCCAUCACUCACAAGUGUGGUCAGAGGCCUCCCAGCAAUCCUCUGGAGGUGGUGUCGUCCAGUAACAUCAUGCUCAUCAACCUCAUCACCGACAGUGCUGUCCAGAGGCCCGGCUUCAGUGCAGAGUACUCAAUCAUCCCCCUAACAACAUCCAAAAGUUGUGGGGGAGUCCUGAGUGAUGCUCAGGGGAACUUCAGCUCUCCCCAUUACCCCAGCUUCUAUCCCCCAGCCCUGGACUGCAAGUGGACCAUCGAGGUCCCUGCAGGGAAGCAGGUACGUGUCAAGUUCACCAUGUUCCGUAUGAAGGAGCCGAGAGUGGACGUCAGGGUGUGUCACAAAGACUACAUAGAGGUCAUGGGCACCAAGUACUGUGGGGAGCUGUCUUCUCUGGCCCUUACCAGUACCACCAGCUCACUGGUUGUGAUGUUCCACUCUGAUGAGUCCUUCACAGACAAAGGCUUCCAGGCUCAGUACAAUGCAUACGAUCCUUCCAACCCUUGCCCCAACCAGUUUGCCUGUGGCUCUGGGUUCUGUAUCAAGAAGGAGCUGCAUUGUGAUGGCUGGAACGACUGUGGGGACAUGAGUGAUGAAAUGAACUGCAAAUGUGAAAAGGACCAGUUUGCCUGUGACAACGGGAUGUGCAAGCCCAAGUACUGGGUGUGCGACCGUGUCAAUGACUGCGGUGACGAGAGUGAUGAGAAGCACUGCAGCUGUGCUAAGAAUGAGUGGAGGUGUGGCGACGGGACCUGUUUGCCUCAGGAUGUGGUGUGUGACACUAAGAUGGACUGUGUAGACGGGAGUGACGAGGCUUCCUGUACCCUGUCUCCUGGUAUCUGCUCUGACUUCAGCUUUAAGUGUAAGAAUGAGGCGUGUGUGAACAAGGUGAACGCUGAGUGUGACCGGGUCAAAGACUGCACCGACGAAUCAGACGAGGAAGGCUGCGACUGUGGCAUCCGGCCAUAUAAGCUUAACCGUAUUGUGGGCGGGGAGAAUGCGCAGCUGGGGGAGUGGCCCUGGCAGGUGAGCCUGCACUUCCAGACCCGUGGGCAUGUGUGUGGCGCGUCAAUCAUCUCCAACCGCUGGCUCCUGUCUGCCGCCCACUGCUUCAAGACCAUCAGCCCUGAAAACCACGUGGCCUCCAACUGGCAGACGUACAGUGGCAUGCAGGACCAGUAUAAGCAGGAUACUGUUCAGAGAAGCUUGGUGAAGACCAUUAUCACCCACCCAGACUACAACCAGAUGACCUAUGACUACGACAUCGCCCUGCUGGAGCUGAGCCAGCCGCUGGAGUUCACCAACACCAUCCACCCCAUCUGCCUACCCGCACGCUCCCACCUCUUCCCUGCUGGCAUGUCCUGUUGGGUUACAGGCUGGGGCACGCUCCGCGAAGGAGGUGCCAUAGCACGGCUGCUGCAGAAGGCGGAGGUGAAGAUCAUUAACGACACGGUGUGUAACGUGGUCACCGAGGGUCAGGUCACAUCCAGGAUGCUCUGCUCCGGCUUCUUGUCCGGAGGGGUUGACGCCUGUCAGGGAGACUCGGGGGGUCCCCUGGUGUGCUUCGAGGAAAGUGGGAUGUGGUUCCAGGCAGGCAUCGUGAGCUGGGGUGAGGGCUGCGCUCGUCGGAACAAGCCCGGCGUCUACUCGCGCGUCACCAAGCUGAGAGACUGGAUCCGCAAGAACACGGGGGUUUGAUGCUGAUGAUGGGGGAGGGGGAGGGACAGCGGGUAGACAGUUUGGGGUUUGACAGGACAAGACAAAAAAUACGGAAUAUGGAACAUUGAGUCUGAUUGAGGUCGAGUCCCCCCAUGAUGACCAGAGCUAUCAUCCUUCUAGCCAGCCUCAACCAGCCUCCGACACCCACUGAGGGCCUGCAUGGGGCUAGCUACUGCUCAGAUGAAUGAUUUCAAAUGGGUUUUGGAUUAGAUUUUUCAAUGUUUUUAUGCUGUACUGAUGCAACCCUGGUUCUCAAAGGCUCCGAGAAGCAGCAAGACUCCUGCACCUCCAUCAAUCAUGUCAUGUUCCACUGGUUUGAUUAAUAUUCUCCCAGUGUAAAUAAUAGAAGAUGUAUAUUUUGAAGAUGCACUUUGUUUUUAGUGGUACAGUAUUUGCCAAAUCUCCCCCCAUUGCUAUGAUGUGAGAUCACAUCUUCUGUUAGACAGACAGACAUAUCAAAUGAACUGAGGGAAUUAGAAAUGUAACAGAAGUAGAAUAGUUGGUUGUAUUUUUACAAUGUAUUUCUUUACCAGCUGUUUUCACCUGCCAAUUUUCACUUAAAGUGCCUUGACAAGAACAUUGAAUGUUUUCUAAGUCAGUGUGAUACUAGUGAUGUUAGUAAUUAGUAAUUCCACAUUUUGUUACAGCCUGAAUUGAAAAUGGAUUAAAUAUCAACUUAAAUCACCCAUCUAUACACAAUACCCCAUAAUGACAAAGUGAAAACCUAUUUUUAUAAAUGUUUGUACAGAAAUAUCUCAUUUACAUAUGUAUUCACACCCUUGAGUAAAUUCAUGUUAUAAUCACCUUCGGCAGAGAUUACAGCUGCGAGUCUUUCUUGGUAAGUCCCUAUGAGGUUUCCACACCUGUAUUGUACAAUAUUUGCACAUUAUUAUUUUCAAAAUUCUUCAAGCUCUUUCAAGUUGGUUGUUGAUCAUUACUGGACAGCCAUUUUCAAGUUUUGCCAUAGGUUUUCAAGUCGAUUUUAAUUCAAAACUGUCACGAAGCCACUCAGGAAUAUUCAAUGUCAUCUUAGUAAGCAACUCCAGUGUAUAUUUGGUCUUGUGUUUUAGGUUAUUGUCCUGCUGAAAGGUGAAUUAGUCUCCCAGUGUCUGUUGGAAAGCAGACUGAAGCAGGUUAUCCUCCAGGAUUUUGACUGUGCAUACCUCUCUUCCAUUUUGCCAUUUUGUCAGGAUAUACACUACCGUUCAAAAGUUUGGGGUCACUUAGAAAUGUCCUUGUUUUUGAAAGAAAAACACAUUUUUGUCCAGUUAAAAUAGCAUCAAAUUGAUCAGAAACAGUGUAGACAUUGGUAAUGUUGUAAAUGACUAUUGUAGUUGGAAAUGGCAGAUUUUAUGGCCAGCAUCCCGGAAUUGCCUCUUCACUGUUAACGUUUAGACUGGUGUUUUGCGGGUAUUAUUAAAUUAAGCUGCCAGUUGAGGACUUAUGAGGCGUCUGUUUCUCAAACUAGACACCAAUGUACUUGUCCUCUUGCUCAGUUGUGCACCGGGGCCUCCCACUCUUUCUAUUCUGGUUAGAUCCAGUUUGCGCAGUUCUGUGAAGGUAGUAGUACACAGCGGUGUACGAGAUCUUCAGUUUCUUGACAAUUUCUCGCAUGGAAUAGCCUUCAUUUCCCAGAACAAGAAUUGACCGAUGCAUUUCAGAAGAAAGUUAUUUUGAGCCUGUAAUCGAACCCACAAAUGUUGAUGCUCCAGAUACUCAACUAGUCUAAAGAAGGCCAGUUUUAUUUAUUUUUUAAUGAGCACAACAGUUUUCAGCUGUGCUAACAUAAUUGCAAAGGGGCUUUAUAAUGAUCAAUUAGCUUUUAUAAAAUGAUAAACUUGGAUUAGCUAACACAACGUGCCAUUGGAACACAGGAGUGAUGGUUGCUGAUAAUGGGCCUCUGUACGCCUAUGUAGAUAUUCCAUAAAAAAUAAUCAGUUUCCAGCUACCAUAGUUAUUUACAACAUUAACGAUGUCUACACUGUAUUUCUGAUCAAUUUGAUGUUACUUUAAUAAACAAAAAAAUUAGCUUUUCUUUCAAAAACAAGGACAUUAGUGACCUCAAACUUUUGAACGGUAGUGUGCAUUUCAUAUCUUUGCUACUUUUUUUUGCAGUUUUACUUUAGUGCCUUAUUGCAAACAGGAUACAUGUUUUCCAAUAUUUGUAUUCUGUACAGGCUUUCUUUUCAGUCUGUCAUUUAGGUUAGUAUUGUGGAGUAACUACAAUGUUGGUGAGCCAUCCUCUGUUUUCUCCUGUCACAGCCAUUAAACUCUGUAACUGUUUUAAAGUCA
Molecule: messenger RNA, 5317 nt
Organism: Salvelinus fontinalis (brook trout)
Lineage: Eukaryota; Metazoa; Chordata; Actinopteri; Salmoniformes; Salmonidae
Product: suppressor of tumorigenicity 14 protein homolog
Exons: 19
Coding region: 479-3004 (841 amino acids)
Biological process (GO): proteolysis; acrosome reaction
Molecular function (GO): protein binding; serine-type endopeptidase activity
Source: RefSeq, a predicted model, not a curated record